AUGGACAAGUAUCGUGUUGACAUGGCUUCCACUCCACCGACUGGAACACAUCUGGAGGUAGAUGAAAAUUCCCUUUCUGAUUCUGAUUCGGCAUUUGAUGGCUCCGAUGUCACCAGUUCCACAACGUCGCUCAGUUCUAGUGUCACAAAUUACCACUUUGGCUCGGAAUAUAUUAAGGUCACUUCUAGAACGGACGCCGCUAUCAUGCAUACCACCAAGGAAAAUAUCUGCUGUCCCAUAAGUGCACGUCCUCAGCGAGUUCUCGAUCUUGGCACAGGCACAGGGAUCUGGGCCAUUGAUUUUGCAGAGCAUGGAUCUGAGCCCUAUACAACCUUCAUGCCGCUGACUUACAGUAGGGUUCCUCCUAAUUGCUCAUUCGAAAUCGACGACUUUGAAAAUGAAUGGGCUUACGCUCGACGCUUUGAUUUUAUUCACGGCCGUGAGCUGAUGGGGUCUGUUGCUGACUAUGACCACUUAUUUAGAGAGGCAUUCCGCCAUCUAGAUCCAGAAGGUUAUUUUGAGAUGCAAACGGCCGAUCCACGGUUUUUCUCAGAUGACGGGACUCUUGAAAAGGCAGAGAAUGCUAAUCUAUGGGUACGCUUGCUACAUGAAGCAAGUGAAAAACUCGGGAGACGGAUGGAUCAAGUAGGGACAUGGGAACGGACAAUGAAAGAGGCAGGUUUUAUCGAUAUCAAAACUAAGAUCUACAAGCUGCCUGUAGGCACAUGGCCCGAGGAUCCGAAGCUAAAGAAAAUUGGACAGUUUCAGCUGGCGCAGCUUGACGAAGCUAUAGAUUCCUACACCCCAGCACUUUUGAGCCGUGCCUUUGGCUGGAAUGGUCUUGAAAUGGAGGUCCUCCGUGCAAAGGUCAAGACAGAGGUGAAGGAUUCUUCUAUUCACCUCUAUCAAAAUGUUCAUAUUGUGUACGGAAAGAAGCCUUCUGUUUUGUCGUCUCAGUGA
Messenger RNA from Rasamsonia emersonii CBS 393.64, 960 nucleotides. Its product is annotated as TAM domain methyltransferase. The record is from RefSeq and is a predicted model, not a curated record. NCBI's taxonomy places the organism in Eukaryota, Fungi, Ascomycota, Eurotiomycetes, Eurotiales, Trichocomaceae. Gene Ontology annotation, molecular function: methyltransferase activity. The transcript has 8 exons. Bases 1 to 960 code for a protein of 319 amino acids.